AUGACAGUCGAAGAUGUAGCUCACCCAAGCUCACGCACUGCUCGCGAGCACGGACCAUACUUCAUACCAUCAGUGCACCUGCCUCCUCUCAAGCACAGACCUCGAGGGCCGGUGCUCGCUCAAGCACUCUCACACCUCGCACUCGCCCUGCGUCUCGAUGGACACGAAAAUGUCCACGUCCCAAAGCUCCAACGAGCAAGUGCCAAUAGGGCGGAUGCGCUGGACAAGAGCGACUUGACAGAUCCUAUCCAAGCUCAAGCUCAAGAUUCGCUGGUCCAAUUUGAAGCAGCCGCGGAAGAUCACGAGACUUCGCAGGCGGAGAAUCUCUUCGAGCUCAGGUACUCAAGGAUCUGGCUUUCCGCUUUGGUCAAAACUGGACUAUCAUGGGUCGAUGAUGAACCGACGCGAGCGGAAAACGCAGAUGAAGAUGUGACUGUGCUUUUGGAUCGCGCAACGGAACUUCUGAGCGCCUGCGCAGGCAAAAGUGGUGAGCUUCGAAUAUCAAUUUGUCCUGAGCUCGGAUCGCCCCUCUUGCUGAUCGAAAUCCUCGCAAACGGCCAGCUUCCGGACCGGUAUUUAGAAUUUACCACUUCGACUCGCCCGUGGGAAGUCUAGCAGUCAAAGUGCGCGACGGUACAUUGACCGCUGAUGCUUUGGGUUCGAGAACAUGGGGCUCCGCAUCCAUGCUCGCGCAGCACUUGAUGAGCCCUUUCUGCAAGCUUAUCAACGAGAGAAAGCCCCAUGGCAAGACUUCUCUCAUCCAAAUCCUGGAACUUGGAGCUGGAACGGGUCUGGUCGGUCUUGCUAUCGCUGCCCUCGUCCAACGCAUGAAGCACAAUGUUCGCGCAAACGUUUGCCUGACAGACUUUCAUCCUGACGUCCUCGAAAACCUUGCAUUCAACGUCAGGCAGAACUUCGCAAGUGAUCCCGCUGGAUCGACCGGUCCGUCAGUACAACCUCAAGUCAGUGUCGCACAUUUGGACUGGUCCCAAGUGUCCAAGGAAGCAGCGCGAGACCAAUCGCAAAAUUUGACUGACGAUCAUAGGCAGGCUUUGAGUGAGUAGCGUGGCGAAUCGGAGAGAGAGAAUUUAGCAUGCUGAUGUGGUUCCCGAAUUUGCCGCAAAAGGUGCUCACCCACAGCACGACAUGAUUCUAGCUGCGGACUGCUGCUAUGAACGGCAUCACGCUCUGUGGCUACGAGCGACCGUAGAGCGAUACCUCAGCAGGGAAUACGUGCUCGGUAAUGAUCACUGCAACGGGGAGUAUCCGCUCGGAGCGCUUCACUUGCUCAACGCCAUCCGCGCUACGCAUUCUCACGAAAGCCGAGCUAUCGAAGAAGCCUUUCCUGCUGUUGCAGAGUCAAUGAGAGGCCAAAGCGAUCGACUCAAGCGCACCUCUCUGCAGCUCCGUGUUGUGCAUCAGAUGGAUUUCGAAGGUUAUGACGACUUUGGACCACCUACGCUACGACUCGAUGUGCCUCUUGACCGUGCGCGGGCCUCAAACUCGGCCGAGCACAAGUGCCGGGAGCAGCACGCAGGCACUCGCACGCGAUUUAGGUAUUAUCAAAUUCGGUGGUGUAAAAUCGCUGUAG
Ceraceosorus bombacis is the source of this 1591-nucleotide messenger RNA. NCBI's taxonomy places the organism in Eukaryota, Fungi, Basidiomycota, Exobasidiomycetes, Ceraceosorales, Ceraceosoraceae. The record is from the annotation of a GenBank genome assembly.